This is a messenger RNA of Lecanosticta acicola, 849 nucleotides long. The record is from the annotation of a GenBank genome assembly. NCBI's taxonomy places the organism in Eukaryota, Fungi, Ascomycota, Dothideomycetes, Mycosphaerellales, Mycosphaerellaceae.
AUGCCCUUUCAAAAGUUUUCUCACCGCCUUCAGAAGGACAACAGUCCACCUUCGAAUAGCAAGAACGACAAGAAUGCGCAUGAAGAUUUCAAAAGAUACCUGGAACACAAAACCGAUGAUACGAAGAUCCGCUGGCUGAGAGAGUGCCUCGAUGAGCGGAGCUCUCAAUUUGUGAUCAAGCAAACAUCACUUGUCUUGACCGACAAAGUGGGCCAUGCCGAGACUCUCAUUCACUGGAUCGUGGAGAGAGACAUGAAGCAACCAGCUUGUGUCCAUGUCUGCUCUACAACGGCGGAGAAAGACCUAGAAGACGUUGAUGAAUCGUCGCAAAAAUUGAGCAACAUCGAAAUCACCAGCGAUCUCCAAAACGACCAUUACACUCAUGCGAUAUUCCGCAUAGUACAGAAGCCUGAAGCGCCGAAGACGUUGAAUCUCCUACAUCAAGCCCUUGCUUUCGACGGAGUAGCACUUAUAGAAUCUCUCAAGAGAAACCCAACACUGGAAGUCCACCUCAAAGUCCUCGAGAUGCAGAAGAAGGGCGACGACCAAGCGAAGCAGGAAACCGUGGAACGCGUCAGAGAGACCGUGGGAGCGAAUAAUUUCGACAAUGGAGAGCUGGCCGACCUCGCAGUGAAGACUGGAUUUGAACGUGAGAAGGUCCGCUCUUUCCCCAAAAGGACAAAUAUCGAAGGCGAGAAGCUCGAGAAAUGGACCACGGAAGUCAAGGCUCAGAUGUCAUGUGGGAAAUAUCCAGAACUCGAGCCAUGGGUCGAUAAAGCCAUCAAACACUACAUGGAAGAGAACGGUGGCAUGGCGGUGGAAACGGAGCUUCUAGUGGUUACGAAGUAG